AUGUCAUACGAAUCGCUAACGCCCAGGUCGUCAGAACCGACUCUGGCUCAUCAUGGAGGUGCUACUAUCACCUCGUCCAUUAUCAACCUGUUGAACACGAUUGUGGGUGCAGGUAUUCUGGCCAUGCCUUUUGCUUAUAAAGCCAAUGGUAUUAUAUUGGGCACGAUUAUUAUUGGUCUGGCAGGCUUGACUGCUGGUUUUGGUCUUUACCUCCAGGGACUGGGAUCCUCGUUCGUUCCUCCAGGCCAUGCGUCUUUUUUCUCUCUUGCCAAGAUCACUUAUCCAUCGCUGGCUGUCUUAUUUGAUGUGGCUAUUGCCAUUAAAUGUUUCGGCGUGGGUGUGUCAUAUUUGAUUAUUGUUGGAGACCUGAUGCCUCAGAUCAUGCAGUCUUUGAACAUCUCUAAAGACAUUCUUCUCGACAGAAACUUCUGGGUCGCAGUGUCUAUGGGCAUUGUAGGACCUUUGUCGUACCUGCGAAAGCUCGAUUCUUUGAAGUAUACAUCCAUUGUGGCUCUAGUGUCUGUUGGGUAUCUUGUUCUGAUUGUGGUGGGCCAUUUCAUUAUCGGCGAUACUGCUUCUCAAAGAGGACCCAUCCGGGUCGUUGAACCCAGCAGCCUGUCUGCCAUCCUUCAGUCGCUACCUAUUAUUAUUUUCGCCUUCACUUGUCACCAGAAUAUGUUCUCGGUGCUAAACGAGUUGACCGAGGCCACUGAAGACAAGUUCCGAACCAUCAUCACCUCGUCUAUUGGCUCGUCGGCCGGUUUCUACGUCAUUGUCGGUCUCUGUGGUUACCUUUCUUUCGGUGACAAUGUCGGUGGAAACAUCAUUGGCAUGUGUAAGUACUUUUUGGGGGGAGGGUCUGCCUCCGGCGGCUGGGGCUCCGCCCCAGACCCUGGUUGUGCUCGCUUCGCGAGCUGCUGGGACCGUGAGUGA
Messenger RNA from Sugiyamaella lignohabitans, 933 nucleotides. RefSeq names its product Avt6p (gene AVT6). Gene Ontology annotation, molecular function: L-lysine transmembrane transporter activity; L-serine transmembrane transporter activity; L-arginine transmembrane transporter activity. The record is from RefSeq and is a predicted model, not a curated record. Bases 1 to 933 code for a protein of 310 amino acids. Gene Ontology annotation, biological process: amino acid transmembrane transport. Lineage: Eukaryota; Fungi; Ascomycota; Dipodascomycetes; Dipodascales; Trichomonascaceae. Gene Ontology annotation, cellular component: fungal-type vacuole membrane. The transcript has a single exon.